AUGCCUGACAAGAUCCUUAACGUUUGUGUCUAUGGUAUUGGCAACUCGGCCAAUACAUUCCACAUCCCUUACAUCCUCUCCCUCCCAGAGCUCUACAAGCUCUACGCAAUCUACGAGCGUGACGCCACGCCUCAACAGUCCAAGGGCAGGGAAAAGUUCGGUCAUCUCGGAGUGAAGAUCUUCACCACGCUCGAAGAGGUGCUCGCAGACCCAGCGAUCGACCUGUGCGUCAUUGCGACCAAGAGUCCGAGUCACUACGAGCUCGCCAAAGCAACCCUCUCCGCAGGAAAAAGCGUCAUCCUCGAGAAGCCUAUCACCGUGACCUGGCAAGAAGUACACGACCUCGCCACGACCGCCAAAGCCAAGGGCGUCACCUUCGUUCCCUUCCACAACCGACGAUUCGACGGGGACUUCCUCACCGUGCGCAAGCUGCUCGCCGAGGGCAAGCUCAACUUGCAGGACAUUGUCGACUUUGAGAGCAGGUACGACGUACGUGCUGACUGGGGCGCUGGGAGCCCCGGAGGGAACGGAGGGAGCACGUAUGGUCUUGGAUGCCAUUUGCUCGACCAGACUGUGGCGCUCUUCGGGAAACCGAAGACUGUUACGGCGAUUCUCCAGAAUGGGCGCAGGGUUGGCGACCCUGCGUUUGACGAUGCGUUCACAAUCCACUUGCGGUACGACGCCUUUCCCGGGCUAGUCGUCACCUGCCGCAGCGCACUGCACUCUGUCGCUUCGCACCAAGUGCGUUACAUAAUCCGCGAGAAGAACAGGAGCUUCGUCAAGUACGGCCUGGAUUCGCAGGAGCCGCAAGUGCAUGAUGAGGGCAUGAAGCCGCUCGAUAAGGGCUUUGGGGAGGACCCGGAGGAGCUGUUUGGAGAGUAUGGCACGUGGGUGGACGGGAAGAGCACAUUCGAAAAGAUCCCAACCGUCCCUGGAUCAUACCGUUCCUACUACCGCAACGUCGGGGAGACGAUCCUCGGUAAAGCAAAGCAAGAGGUGACAGGCGAGCAAGGAGAGAUCGGGAUGCGUAUCAUCCAGCUUUCGCAUAAGAGCCACAAGGAGGGCAGGACGGUGGCUUAUGAUGAGGAGGUGUAGGCUGCACGGGAAGACUGGAACUAGGAAACGAGAAAUAGUUAGGAAUCAGAAAUGGUCAUAAAUUGCAUUCA
Messenger RNA from Dacryopinax primogenitus, 1166 nucleotides. RefSeq names its product NAD binding Rossmann fold oxidoreductase. The coding region runs from base 1 to 1095 and encodes 364 amino acids. Gene Ontology annotation, molecular function: nucleotide binding. The transcript is spliced from 5 exons. Lineage: Eukaryota; Fungi; Basidiomycota; Dacrymycetes; Dacrymycetales; Dacrymycetaceae. The record is from RefSeq and is a predicted model, not a curated record.